Molecule: messenger RNA, 10407 nt
Organism: Coregonus sp. 'balchen'
Lineage: Eukaryota; Metazoa; Chordata; Actinopteri; Salmoniformes; Salmonidae
Source: the annotation of a GenBank genome assembly
CAUUGAGGUAUAGAUGGGAUGUUUCCAUCAUGGCGGCAUCCAUUUCGGGCUAUACUUUUAGUUCUGUGUGUUAUCACAGCGCUAACAGCAACUCUGAUCAUGUAAGUACAGGAAACAUUUUAAUGAAUUGGGAGAGAGUGCAUACAUUUGUUUAGUUACAACGGGUGUAUAUUUGGAUGUUAUUCUCAGGCAUAAACUCAGUGUAUUUCCCAGUGUCAUCUUCCUGUUGCUAGCUAGUUGCAAAUUUAGCUCAAUCACUUACAUAGCGAGACAUUUGCUAGCUAGUUGGCUAGCCUGCUAUGCUAGCUAUGUCAACCCAACUGACUUCCGUGGUGUCGACUGUAUAUAUAUAUUUUUGACAAUGCAACAUUGAUGUAGCCAUAGUUAGUUAGUUGGUUAACUAUAUUUGAAAAAUGUCAAUUGCAUCACCUUCUGCACAGCAAGUACUACAAAUGAACUAGUUAGCUUCUGGUCAUAUCAUUAUCAGAAAGAUAGAGCAAGCUAGCUAUCUAGAUUGUUUCCGCAUUAUCUACUGUAGCCAGUUAGCUAGUCAUGUCAAAUUAUCUAGCUAGCUAAUGUUAACUGGCUAAAAAUGUAGCUCCAUAUUUCUUGCUAAGUAAUUGUUUGUUGUAUUUUUUUUGUUGAGUAAUUUAUUCUAGCAAUGUUACCACACAGUUAGCAAGCUAGCUAGUUGGACAACUAGGAAGUGAAUUGAUCAAAUAAGUCAUCACCCAUUCAAGCCACACAAGUUUUUGUUUACCAUUAGAUAUAAGACUGGAUUGACACCUGCCAGCAAACUGAGUUGCAUGUCGAUGCUGCCUAAUGUUUCACCUGACAUUUGACACAUGAUUUGAUUUGACAAUGUGAAGGGAGAGCUUAAAGUGUCAGGCCUCAAACAGUGCUGUAUGAGUCAUUGUAGGAUUAGUAAUUGACUUCUGCCCAAUAUGUUGAUUGUUUCUCUAUCUAGGCCUAUUUCACGUUUUAUAAUUAGAAACAACUUUUUGCUCCUACAGGAGGGAUUCCUUUUAGGAGAAGUUAGGCAAGAGGAAACUGUCAGCAUCAGUGAUACACAGAUCAGCAGUUCUGAACUACUCCAAGUAGUAGGUAAGGCCUUGGGUAGCCAAGUCAAAGAAACCAACCUAUUUGUUUCCAGGCUUGUCUUGACGGAUUAUAUGCUCCAUGCUACUGUGGAAUUCUGUCAAACUAGACUGGCAGGUUUCAGAUCAAAAGGAGUGUCUCUUGUUGUUUUUUCUGUUUAAAGUGGAAGACCUUUACAGCAGCUGUUCAAUAUGUUAUGUAGCUAGUCUCUGGGUAAUGUGUUUUGUAUGCAAUAUUACUGUAGGCUGUCUAAAGUCUUACAAUUGUAGGCAUCUCAACAUUUAUAGUGGUGGGAUUUACAUUUAAAAAAACAUUUUAGUCAUUUAGCAGAAGCUCUUAUUCAGAGCGACUUACAGUAUUGAGUCCAUACAUUUUCAUACUGGUCCCCCUUGGGAGUCAAACCCACAACCCUGGAGUUACAAGCGCCAUGCUCUACCAACUGAGCUACACGGGAUGACAUUAGACUAACAAUAUAUGAUGGUGUUUAAUAACCAUACAUUUGCUGCGUUCUUUUUUUAAACAGAAGUCCACAAUCAUGAACCUUGUGCACAGCUAUUUAGGUAAGAUAUUAUAUUAUAAAAAAUUAUAUUGAAUUUGUUGUCCUUAAUGACAUUUUGUGACGUUACUUUUCGUUAAAUGGUUUUUCCAAAUGAUUGCUUGGUUUAUGUGCAAACUAUUAAAGUUAUGGGCUCGAAUAUAAUUAGCCUAGACUAGUGAUGUAUCUGAUACAUUAUUUAUCCAAUCUGAGAUGAAGCUUUGUCUUGAUCAUGCCAUCAUGCACAUUGUAGGCCAAAUACCGCACAGUACUUCCAUUCAACAAAUGAGUGAUGUAAUUGUCAGUGAACAGUAGAUGGCCCCACCCCACCAGAAGUUUUGAGUAACUAAUGCAGAGCUACUGUGAGGAAAUUGACUUUUUGUCUGUAUCUUUCCCCCACCAGCUUUUAUGAUUAUGCUGGACAAGUCAAUGAAGAGAGUCUUAACAGAAUUCUUAAAGACAGACGGAAAGUGAGUAUUUAUUGUAGGUCUAUUUGUAUUAAAUUUUUUUGGUAUUAUUGGCCAGUAGUAUCUAGCUAAAACACUGUCUGUGCAUCUUUUACUUGACCCCCCUGUGUAGAAUGUCAUCGGCUGGUACAGGUUCAGGAGGAACACGCAGCAGCAGAUGUCGUUCAGGGAACAGAUCAUCCAUAAGCAGCUGACCCAGCUCCUGGGUGUGCCCGACCUAGUCUUUCUCCUCUUUAGCUUCAUCUCCACAGCCAACAACUCCACACACGCCCUGGAGUAUGUGCUGUUCAGACCCAACCGCAGGUAGGACCACCCACACGUAGCUAUAUGCACCGAACAGCAUGCACAAACAGGCUGGUGCAUAUGUUGGCGAUGCUGAACAAUCCACACACCCUUAAAGGGAUUCUUAGGGAUUUUGGCAAUGAAGCCCUUUAUAUACUUCCCCAGAGUCAGAUGAACACGUGGAUAUUGUUUUUAUAUCUGUGUCCAGUAUGAAGGAAGUUGGAGGUAGUUUCGUGAGCCAAUGCUAACUAGCGUUAGUGCACUGACUGGAAGUCUACAGGAACAUUAGCAAUUGUGCUAAUGCUAGUUAGCAACUUCCUUCAAACUGCACGUAGACACGUCAAAAUGGUAUCCAUGAGUUCAUCUGACCCUGGGGAAUUAGAUAAAGGGCUUCAUUGCCAAAAUCCUGAAGUAUCCCUUUAACAAUCCACACAUGCAAACUGUACAUUAAAUUGGCUGUUGAGCCUCCUCUCUGUGUGUAUUCCCAGGCUGUUGCUCACCCUGUGCAGGCAGGUCAAUGUAUGUGAGAGUUGGAUAAAAGCAGAAAGACCCAGUGGCACAGAUUCCACUAAGGUGGCGAACAGUAGUGGCCUCUCCUUUCAGACAAAAUGGUUGCUAGUUGUGGAGGCACCUCAGGUGCAUAGGCAUAUCAUUUAUUUAGUUUAUUCCUUUAUGUAUUUGUCAGGGACCUUGUACAACAUGCCAUUGCACCAGAUUUUUCUGUAGUCCCUGGACAGAAAACAAUCAACAUCAAUAUGUCAUUACAAUGUAACACACUAUUAAAAUAUCUAUAUAUUAAACAAAUAUACAAUAGACAAUAUAAUGAUAAUAUUACAUUAGAGUUUAAAUGUCCCUUGGUCCUACAGUAUCUUACAUUUUAAGAGUCGGAAUGUCUUAAUGUUCACAUGACUGGUUUCCUUAAAGAAGGACCGUUCAAAUACAUCAUACAUUGAUUAAACAACUAUGUAAGGUCUAGCCAUUCUAUAUCUAGGGUCAGAUGGACAGCGCAGCGGGAGGUCUGUAGGGAUUCAAGGCUUGGGUGUUGGAAUCAAGCUGGGGACUUAAAUACUACUGUCUGUGGCUCGAGGGCUCAGAGUGGGUUGGUGGAGGCCUGGAGGGAUUGUGUGGGUGAAACUGGACAUUAGCAGAUUAUUACAUCUUCUGAACUCUCAACUAGAUCCAUUGGAUCUGGGCAUCAAUCAAAGCAAUGUAGUAUACUGUUGCUGCCCCAGCCAUUAAUGGGCGUAAGGGUAUUUUGAGCUAGGCUGCCUGUAGUGUAUCAUCAGACUAACUCUCUGGUUCCACCCAGCAGGUACAACCAGAGGGUGACCCUCAGCAUCCCGAACCUGGGCAACACCAGCCAGCAGGAAUACAAAGUCUCCUCUGUCCCCAACACCUCACUCAACUAUGCCAAGGUCAUCAAAGAGCAUGGGUGAGUGUCUCCCACAUGUAGGCACUGUCAACUCGUUAAUUCUUUAGUAUUGAGAAUCAUGUUUGAUGGAAAUGGGAUGUGCUGUAUGUUUUGCAGGGCUGAAUUCUUUGACAAAGACGGUGUGAUGAAGGAUAUCAGAACAAUUUUUCAAGUCUACGGUGCACUACAAGAUAAAGUGCAAGUGAGUUGGCUGCCAGCAAAUUUCCUAUUCAUACCAUUCAAUUGAUACAAGUGUUGUGACGUGACUUUCAUUAGUCUGAUGACUGUUAUUUAUCGAAUCAACUAACUAUGUUUAAUUGUUACCCGAUUUUAAAUUAAUCAUGUAACAAUGAACUCAUUAGGAAUUUGGGGCACCACGGAAGAAGUUGUUUAACGAGUUACCAUCUCACGAAUUAAACUCUUAGAAGAUAUACACUACCGGUCAAAAGUUUUAGAACACCUACUCAUUCAAGGGUUUUCUUUAUUUUUACUAUUUUCUAUAUUGUAGAAUAGUAGUGAAGACAUCAAAACUAUGAAAUAACACAUGUGGAAUCAUGUAGUAAUUAAAAAAAAGUUAAACAAAUCAAAAUAUAUUUUUUAUAUUUGAGAUUCUUCAAAUAGCCACCCUUUGCCUUGUUGACAGCUUUGCACACUCUUGGCAUUAUCUCAACCAGCUUCAUGAGGUAGUCACCUGGAAUGCAUUUCAAUUAACAGGUGUGCCUUCUUAAAAGUUAAUUUGUGGAAUUUCUUUCCUUUUUAAUUUGUUUGAGCCAAUCAGUUGUUGUGACAAGGUAGGGGGGAUAUACAGAAGAUAGCCAUAUUUGGUAAAAGACCAAGUCCAUAUUAUGGCAAGAACAGCUCAAAUAAGCAAAGAGAAACGACAGUCCAUUAUUCCAUCAAGGUCAGUCAAUACGGAACAUUUCAAGAACUUUGAAUGUUUCUUCAAGUGCAGUCGCAAAAACCAUCAAGCGCAGUGAUGGAACUGGCUCUCAUGAGGACCGCCACAGGAAUGGAAGACCCAGAGUUUCCUCUGCUGCAGAGGAUAAGUUAAUUAGAGUUACCAGCCUCAGAAAUUGCAGCCCAAAUAAAUGCUUCACAGAGUUGAAGUAACAGACACAUCUCAACAUCAACUGUUCAGAGGAGACUGUGUGAAGCAGGCCUUCAUGUUCAAAUUGCUGCAAAGAAACCACUACUAAAGGACACCAAUAAUAAGAAGAGACUUGCUUGGGCCAAGAAACACGAGCAAUGGACAUUAGACCAGUGGACAUGUGUACUUUGGUCUGGAGUCCAAAUUGGAGAUUUUUAGUUCCAAUCGCCAUUACUUUGUGAGACGCGGUGUUGGUGAACGGAUGAUCUCCGCAUGUGUCUUUCCCACCAUAAAGCAUGGAUGAGGAGGUGUUAUGGUGUGGGUGUGCUUAGCUGGUGACACAGUCUGUGAUUUAUUUAGAAUUCAAGGCACACUUAACCAGCAUGGCUACCACAGCAUUCUGCAGCGAUAUGCCAUCCCAUCUGGUUUGGGCUUAGUGGGACUAUCAUUUAUUGUUCAACAGGACAAUGACCCAACACACCUCCAGGCUGUGUAAGGGCUAUUUUACCAAGAAGGAGAGUGAUGGAGUGCUGCAUCAGAUGACUUGGCCCCCACAAUCCCCCGACCUCAACCAAAUUGAGAUGGUUUGGGAUGAGUGGGACCGCAGAGUGAAGGAAAAGCAGCCAACAAGUGCUCAGCAUAUGUGGGAACUCCUUCAAGGCUGUUGGAAAAGCGUGUGGCGGUCCUCAUGAGAGCCAGUUCCAUUACUGUGCUUGAUGGUUUUUGCGACUGCACUUGAAGAAACAUUAAAAGUUCUUAAUGUUCUGUAUUGACUGACCUUCAUGUAAUGAUGGACUGUCGUUUGUCUUUGCUUAUUUGAGCUGUUCUUUCCAUAAUAUGGACUUGGUCUUUUACCAUAUAUGGCUAUCUUCUGUAUACCCCACCUACCUUGUCACAACAACUGAUUGGCUCAAACGCAUUAAGGAAAGAAAUUCCACAAAUGAACUUUUAACAAGGCACACCUGUUAAUUGAAAUGCAUUACAGGUGACUACCUCAUGAAGCUGGUUGAGAGAAUGCCAAGAGUGUGCAAAGCUGUCAUCACGGUAAAGGGUGGCUAUUUGAAGAAUCUCAAAUAUAAAUUAUAUUUAGAUUUGUUUAACACUUUUUUUAUUUACUACAUGAUUCCAUAUGUGUUAUUUCAUAGUUUUGAUGUCUUCACUACUCGAAACGUUGACCAUGACUCAAGGGGUAGAUAGGGGACUGUUGACUACCCACCAAAAUGUCCUCCGGAGUCCCUACAGUGUAUGUUAAUGUUAAUACUGUUGUAUGUCCCGUGUAGCUCAGUUGGUAGAGCAUGGCGCUUGCAACGCCAGCGUUGUGGGUUCGAUUCCCACGGGGGACCAGUAUGAAAAUGUAUGCACUCACUAACUGUAAGUCGCUCUGGAUAAGAGCGUCUGCUAAAUGACUAAAAUGUAAAUGUAUUCUACAAUGUAGAAAAUAGUAAAAAGAAAGAAAACCCUUGAAUGAGUAGGUGUUCUAAAUUUUUUGACCGGUAGUGUGUGUGUGUGUGUGUGUGUGUUUUAUAUAUCGAUAACAGUCACUUAUUAAUCAUUACCUCAUCAGUCUCAUUCUGAACGUCACAUAAUCCUUGAACCUGCAAGAACCCUAACCUUACUUAUGGGUCAGCAAUAUACACAUUGGCUUAAUUAUUUAUUUACUAGUUAACCAAGUAAUAACACAGAAUACAUACAUACUUAAUACAUAAGUAAAGUCCCUAGCGGACUAACAACAGCAUGACUGCUUGGUUAUCUAAAAGGGUCAAUAGAAGGAGGGAUAAAGGCACAAAGAGAGUCAAACUUAUCGUACGUACAUUUGGAAACUACGCUCACGGUAAUCAGAAUACUUAGCACCCUAACCACUGCCUGUUUGGGUAACAAAUGCAAUGUAUUUACGUGUAGAAUGUCUUCUCCUAUGGGUGUAAGGCUCUGGUUUGUCCACCAGAGGUCACAAUGUCCUUUGUAGAGCUUCUCUGGUAGUGAAGUGGUUGUUAUGGCCAGAUACUUCAGAUGUAUCAACGGUUAUCUGAGAUGGGGUUAUCCUUCCCAACUCGUGUCUUUAGUGAAAGUUCUAGACUACUUUACAUGCCAGCUGCAGACUGGUAAUGCUACGGUCAAGUGAGUUUCUUCUUCUUGUGUAGAGAUUGAGAGUUUCAGAGUUUCUCACCAUUUCAAACAUGUGGACUAACGUCUCACAUUUCCUGGUCUUACAGUGUCAACCAUUUGUAACGUUCAGCUCCCACUGCACGUCUGCUGGUCUGUAGCGGUUCAACCAUUUGUAACGUGAGCUCGUGCUUUACGUCGGCUGGUCUUUCUGGUUUAACCAUUUUAAGCCGUGUAGCCACAGCUCCAUGCUUCCUGGUCUUUCUCAUUCAAAGUUCUAACCAUUCUAAACGUGCAGUCACCACUCACGUUUUCUGGUCUAAUGUAAAUUUCGUUACCAAGGCUUUUAUAUUCGGGUAAAAAGGGGACGUUCCAUCACGCCAACACAAUGUCUGUGCUGACUGGGCAAAAGUUUAUAUAAAACAAUUAUUCAUCAUAUAUUUUAUACUACAUUUAGAUGUAAACUUGAUAACUACAAUGUGUACGCUUUCAGAGUUACAGUUAUUUAUUUAUACCAUCCUUAAUGACAUCACAAAUAAUAAACAAUAUGCCAUGAUUAUUAUUUAGGUCCCCACUGACCAUUCCAAACAUUUGGACGUCAGGAAUAAUGUUCCAAACUAUUUAUGACCGGUUGUUAAGAGUCAUAAAACCGGCCCAACACCCCCCUCUCCUCUCCUGUGGGAGAGAGGGGGGGUCUGGCUAUCUGUCAGUCAUUUGCCAAGCUGAUCUGGCACCUUUGAUCCUCACCAAGGAGAGAGUCAUAAUAUCAUGACAAUAGUCAUGACACAAGUCACAUACUAUACUUGCAUAAACAGCAAUGUGGUGCUUUGGUUGACACCAUAGCUACAGUGACUUCAGAAAGUAUUCAACCCCCCUGACCUUUUCUACAUUUUGUUGCAUUACAAAGUGUGAUUUUAAAAUGAAUUUAAUUGUUAUUUUUACACAAAAUACUCUGUCAAAAAUGUAUGAAAAAUAAAACCCUAAUAUAUCCUGAUUUAGAUGUAUUAAACCCCUGAGUCAAUACAUGUUAAAAACACCUUUAGCAGCAAUUACAGCUGUGAAUAUUUUUGUGUAAGUCUAAGAGCUUUGCACACCUGGAUUAUACAAUAUUUUUGUAAUAUAUUUAUUACAAAAAUUCUUCAAGCUCUGUCAAGUUGGUUGUUGAUCAUUGCUAGACAGCCAUUUUCAAGUUUUGCUAUAGAUUUUCAAACCAAUUUAAGUCAACUGUAACUAGGCCACUCAAGAACAUUCAAUGUCAUCUUGUUAAGCAACUCCAGUGUAGAUUUGGCCUUGUGUUUUAGGUUAUUGCCUUGCUGAAAGGUGAAUUUAUCUUCCAGGGUCGGAAAGCAGACUGAACUUGGUUUUCCUCUAGGAUUUUGCCUGUGCUUAGCUCUAUGACGUUUAUGUUUAUCCACAAAAAAACUCUGUAGUCUUUGCCGAUGACAAGCAUACUCAUAACCAGAUGCAGCCAGCCACCACGCUUGAAAAUAUGAAGAGUGGUACUCAGUGUUGUGUUGGAUUUGCCCCGAACUUAAUGCUUUGUAUUCAGGACAAAAAGUUCAUUUUCUUUGCCUAAUUUUUUGCAGUAUUAAUUUAGUGCCUUCUUGCAAACAUGAUGCAUGUUUUGGAAUAUCUUUAUUCAAAUCCAAUAACAUUUUAUUUGUCACAUGCUACGUAAACAUCUGGUGUAGACUAACAGUGAAAUGCUUACUUACGGAUCCUUUUAACAAGACAUUUUUUUAAAAUAGUGACACGAGGAAUAAAUACACAGUGAAUAACAAUAUAGAGUAAAAAUAACAUGGCUAUAUACAGGGAAUAGCAGUACAGAGUAUUCUGUACAGGCUUCCUUCUUUGUUUUAAAAUUACUAUUGGCCCACAGGAGGCUGCUGAGGGGAGGAUGGCUCAUAAUAAUUGCAGGAACGGAGCGAAUGGAAUGGCAUCAAACACAUGGAAACCAUGUAUUUGAUACCAUUCCACCUACUCCGCUCCAGCCAUUACCACAAGCCAAUUAAGUCCUCCCCAAUUAAGGUGCCACCAAACUCCUGUGUAUUGGCCUCAUGGUGAAAUCCCAUAGUGGUUUCCUUCCUCUCCGGCAACUGAGUUAGGAAGGAUGCCUGUAUCUUUGUAGUAACUGGGUGUAUUGAUACGCCAUCCAAAGUGUAAUAAAUAACUUCACCAUGCUCAAAGGGAUAUUCGGUGUAUGCUUUUAUUUUUAUUUUUUGCCGAUCUACCAAUCGGUGCCCUUUGCGAGGCAUUGGAAAACCUGAACAUCUGCUUGAAAUUCACCGCUCGACAGAGGGGCCUUACCGAAUUCUAUGUCUGGGGUACAGAGAUGGGGUAUUCAUAACUAAAAUCAUGUAAACCACUAUUGCACACAGUGAGUCAAUGCAAGUUAUUAUGUGAUUUGUUAAGCAAAUAUUUACUACUGAACUUAUUAAGGCUUUCUAGAACAAAGGGUUGAAUACCUUUUGACUCUUCAGCUUUUCAUUUUUAAUGAUUUUGUAAACAUUUCUAAAAACAAAAUUCCACUUUCACAUUAUGGGUUAUUGUGUGUCACUAAUCUCAAUUUUAUACAUUUUAAAUUCGGCUGUAACAAAACAAAAUGUGGAAAAAUUCAACGGGUUGAGUGAAAAAUAGUGAUAAUAUGAUUCUUGAAUUGCUAGCUUUUUUCCUGUUUCAGGCUGUAUGUGGAGAGGUUGAGCAGAGUGAACGUGUGAAAGAGAAAGUCCAGGAGGAGGUGAACAAACUCAAACAGCAAAUUGUUCUCAGGAAACGAAAAACCACGGAGGAAGAGAGAAGUAUGUAACUUAUUUGGGUUUGAAUUUGGCUGCUCAAAUUAUUGAACCUGUCUUUUAAUCUUAGCCUAUUUGUCUCUUUCUGUCCUUCAGGACUCCAGGAGGCGCAGAACCCUGAGCCACGUCCCACUCCUGAGGAGAACACAGAGCCCCCGGAGACCUCCCUCCUGUCCAGAGUGGCCUUCCACUCCCCAUCCACCCCCGAGCGGCCAGGUCCUUCCGCAAACCCUCCUGCCUACGCAGACUUCCUCUCCUUGCAGGACGACUCGCUUCUCCCCUCCUCGUCCUCCCCUACCAGUGCUGCGCUGCUCCCCCGGCCCCAGGCUGUGGGCUCCCCAGGCCACCCUUCUCCCAGCCCACUGGGUCUGGGCCUCAGUGCUGGUCCAAGCCCCAGUACGCCCUACCUGGGAAACGGGGACGGAUCCAGCUCUGACUCCCUGGACAGACAGGCCGCAGGGCAAGAGGAUGACGACGAGGAGGAAGAUGAUGAUGAUGAUGACAGCAGCGAGUAUGAGAACCUUGUGAGUGAGGUGGGGCAGUUGCCCCCUGUUACCGCCAGUGUGUUGGCGCAGGGCCGCCCAGCCGCCCUCAGUCCGGACGGCGACGCCUCAGUCCGUGGCUCACAGACCUAG